Messenger RNA from Aphanomyces astaci, 5420 nucleotides. RefSeq lists its product as hypothetical. The record is from RefSeq and is a predicted model, not a curated record. NCBI's taxonomy places the organism in Eukaryota, Oomycota, Saprolegniomycetes, Saprolegniales, Verrucalvaceae. The transcript has a single exon. The annotation marks the transcript as partial.
UAAACGGUCAUUACAAAGGCAUGCAUCGAGUACUGCCGAUGGACAGUGGUCUCCCCGACAUCCCUGCCUCCAGAGCUCCCAAUAUUCCAUGGACUCUUGUCGGUUGUAGCUACAUCACACUGUCUAUCAUUUGUUCGGUAUGGUACCUCUACGUGGUUCAACCCUCACUUUCCAACGACGUGUGGUGGGCCAACUACUCCAGUUCCAGAGACCAAGCGCUGGUCAUCGACAUCUUCAACGCCAUCCUCCCCUCACAAUCGUCUGGCGCACUUGACAUCUUUUCUCCACGAGCUACCAUCGGCAGACCAUACACCGCCGUUAUACCAAGCACAGCCGUCUAUUCCACCUAUCCCCGGCAGUUGGUCUUGACAGAGCUCACUUCUGUCGAAUAUGCCGUGCAAAACUUACGGUCUUUAGACGCCCCAAACAGCCUGUGGAUGGGAACUCAGUAUUGCUGGGUGGAUUUCCAGAAACGAUUCGAAAUCGCCCACACCGAAACACGUCAAACUCGCUGUCGGGAUCGGUACCGCUCCAACGGUGCAGUCUACAUGGAAUCAAUGCUGCGAAACCAAGUCUGGGACGAUUUUAUGAGUUUUUACGGGGCAGUCUUUGAGAUCGCCGUUCAAGAUUGGCUCGUCCAAAGUGAGGACGGUCGACGUUGGGUGGCAACCACGUCGUCCGCUCGACCCACAACGACUGCGGCCGAGGAAGUGGCGCUCUGGACUGAAAACGGCAUCACGUCGUUUACGCUGCAGUGGCAGAACGACUUUGUCAACGGCAUGUCGGACGCGAUUGUGCUGGUCAACGCCCUUGGCAUGCAGCAAGAACUAGUCCUGCGCAGUGUGUCGUAUGCUGAGGUGACGUGGACGUCUGUAAUCUUGUAUUGGACCAUCAUGAACGACAUGUACUACAUGUACUUGACCAAUCGAAGCCUCAUUCGGUCUGCCAACAACUCCUUCCUCCAACACCCCGAGGUAGUUAUGGACAGUAUGCCCACCAAUGUUGGCGAGUAUUUGACCCAAGUGGACGCGUUCCGGGCGUCCAUCGGCCCCUUCUUUUGUGUCGACGCGUUUGUCGUCCCCGUGCCGCCGACAGUCGUGGCCUUGUAUCGGCAAUUCGAGGACAUUGUUCUAGCCAUGGCGAGGCUGAACGUCGACAUUGACUUCGCAGCAGAUGCGAUCCAGGGCACGACUCUCUCCCCCACUCCCCCAUCGUGGACUCGCCAAGACCGAUUGUUUUACGGUGGAAACCCUCUCUGCCUGCGUGGCGCCCCUCAGGUGUACGUGCAAAACACGUUUGGUUUUCACGACUUGUGCGACAAACAGACCCCACUUUCUCUCGACUACAAUUUGCACGCCAGCCUUUUCGCCGUCCAGGCGACCAAACGGGUGCAAGUUGACGACAUUUGUGCGGUGGUCGCUGCUCCCGAAUCCUGCCGUCGGUUGUGUCAAUCGAUUCUUGAAGUCGAAAAGCACUUGCCCCCAGUCCCAGCCAGCUUCACUGCGUUGUUCGACGACGUAUUCCACCAAGUCACACUUCUCAACGUGGGGAUCAUGCAGUUUGCAUCAUCCGUGGACGGGUUCAACAUGACAAUCUUGUUCGAGCCGCUGCUGCAAGACCCUGCCUUUCAGUUCUUUGGGUGGUUCUUCAUCUACGAAUGGGUCUCUGGGAGGCGCGAAGUCGUUCGAUUUGACGGAGACGUGGCAUCGUUGACUCUGAUGUCGGUGGCAGAGUCGCCAGUGCAAUUUUUCAGCGGAGCAGAGUCUAUUGCGUCAGCGACACACGGCUUGUACUACGUCGUGGUCUACGUCACGGCGAUUUUAGCUACGAUUUGCACCGCAAGUCUCGUCUCGACGCUGGCCUUUGGGACUUCCAAGUUGCAAACUUCCGAGUUUUUGUGGUUCAAUCACGUUGUGGGGUCCGUGUGGAUCGGUCGCCCCUUGCUCCUGCUCCGUGGUGGCACCGCCAUCCUCGUUCUAAGCACGACCCAGCUCCACCUGGCCACGAUCAACGGCGUCCAUUCCCACUUUGAGUUUCGACCGAGACACUGGUUCAGCACGUGUGUGAUUGCUGGCGAAGCCACUUGGGCUCUGUACGUUGCGGUGGACUUUCUCACUGUGGUCACGUCUCACUUUACCAGGUCGUACGCCCCCCUGAGCUGCGUCAUUGCAUGGUCCGUGCUGGUCUUGGUGGAACUGACGGUGCCUGUGCUGCCCUGGGCCUGGAUCGAUCGUGUCUGCACUGGCCAAAACAUGGACCAAGCCAUCAAAUGUUCCAGUGGAGGGAUUCGAAUGGGGUCGUUCGAUCGGGUACGCCUAAUCUUAUUGAUUCAGAGCCUUUCGAUCUGUGCGGCCAUGGCCAUUUCCUUGGUAUACAAGACAGUGCUCGAACGGCGGCACCCCGUCCCUGCUAUUCGUUUCCAGCGGUACAUCCUUGGUGUAGCCGACAACUAUUUUCCUCUGGAGGUCUCAGAUCUGGACGACUUGGCCUCGCAGAACUUUGCGUCACAGCUCAUGGCCGGACUCAUCCCCUGGCGACGAGGAGGGCUGUUUGAUAUCAAGUUGUGGUUGCACGACACAAGCCAUUCACGAAUAGCUCGCAAAGCCACAAUUGCGAACUUUUCCCAACUCCAACCAUUGCCACGAAAGUGCGUGUCCGAACGAAUGCAGAAACGCCUAACACGAAUGGGCGAAUGGCUUGCGGUGCUUUACGCGUUUGGAGGCAUUGCUGGGAGUGUUUUAUACUUUCAGGUCGCCCAAGUGAACUUGGCCAACGAUCUGUAUUGGGCCACGUUCAACAUGUCUGGAAUGCAUGUGUUCAUGUCCAACUGGCUAAACGACGAGCUAUAUCUUGGCGUGCGCAAGACGGAGACUGCCAUGGACGUCGAGUAUAUCAAUCAAGAUGGAUCGUUUGACCAAGACAGCAGUCGUAUCAUGUCGCCCUCCAACUUUGGCCAAAUGCUACUCUACACGGAACUGAAUGCCAUCCAAGACGCGAUCGUGGGCCUUCGGGCGUCGGAUGCGUGUGAAGUGCCAUGGAUUUCCACGCAGUACUGCUUUGUGGACUUUGACCAGCGGUGGGAUUUGGCCAACACUGCAGCCAGACAGCAGCGCUGCCGACGAAUGACAUCAAAUGGGGCCGUGUUUCUCGAAUCCGUAUGGAGGAACAUUGACGGUCACGAGUUUGCACGGUGCUGGGGACAUGAGAUCGAUGCCGCAAUCGUGAACGACUUGAAGCAAUCGACAGCAGGUCAAGACUGGCUUAAUGAGGUGUUCGCCGACGAGAAACCAAGCGUGAGUACUGAAAUCGCGUUCUGGAAAACCCACGGAGUGAGUCACUUUACCACCCAGUGGCAAAACUACAAAACCAUCGGCCUUGUCAACAACUACGCCGUGACCAACGUGUAUGGCAUCUCGUACCCGUUCACGCUGCAAAACGAAUACUCGAGGUUUCGGUUCGAAAGCGAAACGACGUUUAAAAUGUACUGGGCGUUCGCGAGCGACUUGGCGGCCGUGUCCAACAAUGCCACUGCCAUUGCCGGACACAGCUUGAUCCGGUCGAGUUCGCUCUUUGCGUUUGCCAAUACAUCGAUGCAGUCGCUGCUGAUGGAGAAUGGCACGGUGUCGAGUCCGUUGCCCAACGCGUAUCGCUUGCUCCAGUCUGAGCUUGGCUCGUUCGGAUCGGUGGACGUGACCUACGUGCCGUGCCCGUCGAUCUUGAAAGGCGUCGCUCGUCAAGUCUUUACAACACUGAGGCAGUCCCUCGCGCAAAGCGACGCGGCACAAGUUGCGUAUUUCAACCUUCCCAGUGGUUUGAACCUCAUGAAUCCAGUGCCAAGGCAAUGGAUCGAUUUGAACUUCUAUUCCAUGAGCGGCAGCAUUUUGUGUCCGGAAGCCCAGCCGAAUCCGAUAUCAUACGGACUCUUCGGCCUCGUGGCAUGGCAUCGAGACUGUUCGUACACGCCGCUCUACGCCGAAGUGUCAUAUGACCGUCAAAACGUCCUCCUUGCCGUCGUAAUGUCCGAAUUGAUGCCCAAGGUGACGCCAGAAUUUCUGACUCGAAUUUGUCAACAUGACGGUGCUCAGAAUCCAGAAUGUCCCAACUUUAUUAUGUCCAACCUUGCGUUCGUCAGCUACUACAUACAUGCCACGUUGAACACGAGCAUUUCCAGCAUAGUGGCCCAGGCCACCGACGCAGUUGUGGCGUUGAACGUCGAAUUUGUACAGUAUGGCAGGCUGGACGAAGCAUCUCCUUUGACGCUGUACCGUUCCUUGGUAUUUGACCCUUCUGACGAAAGCUUCGAGUUCUUUUCGUGGGUGUUUCUGGUCGACUGGGUCGUGGGCUAUCGCGAAGUCGUUUCGUUUGAGGGCGAUGUUGGAACCAUGACAUUGUUAACGGAAUACCAGCCAUUUCUCAAAGACCAUGUCCACACGGCCCAAAUCCCAGUGAACUUAGCGUCGUACCUUCGAACUGUGGUACUGUAUGUGACUUCGACAAUGAUCUUCAUGGCGGUCCUCUUGCUCGUGUAUAUUGCGUUGAGCCAUGGACACGUGGACGUGAUGAACUUGUUCAAGUUGCAACGCGUGGGGGCCAUCGUGUGGGUCGGUCGGCCGCUGUUGUUUGUUCGAAGCCUCACUGCCAUCGGCGUACUCUCGACAGCAUCCCUCGAGCUGUACUACUCUGGCUACAUCACGUUUCUCAAAUCGGCUCAAGUUCCGUGGUACAUGACGAUCCUCGCCGCCAACGAAAUCACGUGGCUUGUGGCGAUUGUGAACGACAUGGCGCUGGUGCUGACGCAAGAAUACACGCCUCACUACGCCACGGGCAACACUAUGUUGGUCUGGCUGUUCACAGCCACCCUUUCAAUUGCCAUUCCAACAAGUCACGCCAUGGUAGUCGACAAGCAAUGUCAAGUGGCAGCAAUGGACUCGCUGGUCGUUUGUACGAGCGGCCACCUUGCCAUUGGACAACCGCUGCGCCUUGUGGGUAUGGUUGGUGCAGUGCUGACGUGCAACGCGUUGUGCUACUUUGCCGCCCGACACGUGAUGGACAAACCAGAGUCGACGCCGCUCAAGUCCGUGUUCUUGUACGCUGGGGCCAAGUACAUGUUCUCCACUGCCGAUUGGAUUGACGGCCACAUCUACUACAUGGAUCGCAUGUCCGCGGCCAUGAACGGCAUCCUGACCAUUCGACGGGGCACUGUCAUGUAUGGGCUGGACAUCAAACUAUGGCGAACGCUUCACGUGAAUCUAGCAGACACUAGUCCCCAUACAACCGCGGCCCACUUUGCACUUCCGCUGCACAUGUCCAACCGGUAUUCAGGGUAACAAUCCCACGCCCCAGCAAGUAGAAUCUGGACUGUACUUCCAAAUUUGUACGAGCUAGUAAAGUAACAGUGAUUAUUGUACUCCGUGUGGCUA